Molecule: messenger RNA, 2065 nt
Organism: Lucilia sericata (common green bottle fly)
Lineage: Eukaryota; Metazoa; Arthropoda; Insecta; Diptera; Calliphoridae
Gene: eIF4B
Product: eukaryotic translation initiation factor 4B
Exons: 5
Coding region: 1-1956 (651 amino acids)
Molecular function (GO): RNA binding
Source: RefSeq, a predicted model, not a curated record
AUGUUUUCAGGAAAAAAAGGAAAGAAAAGUAAAGGUACCGUCAUAUCGUUACAAUCAUUUUUGUCGAAUGGUGAUGUUCCAGCAGGAACAACACAAGUGGCUAAAAAUAUUAGAAAUGUUGAUGGAGAAGACAGUGACGACGGAGGAAAAGUUCUUACAGUUGUUUGUCAACUUCCAACAGCUCCUCGCGCAAAUAGAAUAUUUGAUGAUAAUUCUAUACCUCAUAAAGCACCAUUUAUUGCCUAUGUCACUAAUUUGCCCUUUGAUGUUAAAGAGGAUGAUAUAUAUGAAUAUUUUAAUGCUAAUAAUGUUAAGUCAGUAAGACUUCCACGAGAGGACGGAGAAACUGGCAGAGUUCGAGGAUUUGGUUAUGUGGAGUUUGAAAGCAGAGAUGAUUUAAUACAUUCUUUAGGUAUACCAGAUCCUACAAUAAAAGGUCGCAGAAUCAGAAUUGACUUAUCGAAUGAAAAUGAACAAAAUUCAAGACAACGUGGAAUGAGAAGAGGCUACGAUACCGUCAGUAGUAAUGUAGAAGGAAGGGAAUCAACUAAUUGGAGGCGCGACAAUAACCAAAAGCGGGAGUCAUACAACUUUGGUAAUGAAAGGAACUCAAAUAGAGAUCAAAAGUCUACAUCUGAUGAUUUUAAUUCACCUGGCUCAUGGCGUCAAAAAAAUCCAUCUAAUUCAGCAACAGUAUCAUCUCCUGAUCAAAUUCAUCAAAAAGAUCGAUAUGCUUCUCAAGAAGAAAAAAAUAGUACAUCCGAACGACCAAAGCUAAUGCUGAAGCCUCGAACACUGCCACUUCCAGAACUCGAUGUCCAAUUGCAAGUCCCUUUAAAAUCCAAAGUUAAUGAUAAUUCUAAAUUUACUGGAACAUCGGCAGAAAAGGUUUUUGGAUCAGCAAAACCUGUUGAUACUACGGCAAGAGAUUUAGAAAUUGAAGAACGCUUGGCAGAUGUUCGUCGUCAAGAUAAUCUAAAGAAGGAUGUUAUAAAAACUACAAAUGAUUUCAAUGAAUUAAAUAUUGCAAUAAAUGAACAGGUUACAAACCUUGAUCAAAACUGGCGACAACAAUGUACAACCGAUGACAAGCAUGACAAGAAAUAUUUAAGAACAGGUAUGAGCUCGCUCUUCAGUAGUAGUAAUGUAGAAGGAAGGGAAUCAACUAAUUGGAGGCGCGACAAUAACCAAAAGCGGGAGUCAUACAACUUUGGUAAUGAAAGGAACUCAAAUAGAGAUCAAAAGUCUACAUCUGAUGAUUUUAAUUCACCUGGCUCAUGGCGUCAAAAAAAUCCAUCUAAUUCAGCAACAGUAUCAUCUCCUGAUCAAAUUCAUCAAAAAGAUCGAUAUGCUUCUCAAGAAGAAAAAAAUAGUACAUCCGAACGACCAAAGCUAAUGCUGAAGCCUCGAACACUGCCACUUCCAGAACUCGAUGUCCAAUUGCAAGUCCCUUUAAAAUCCAAAGUUAAUGAUAAUUCUAAAUUUACUGGAACAUCGGCAGAAAAGGUUUUUGGAUCAGCAAAACCUGUUGAUACUACGGCAAGAGAUUUAGAAAUUGAAGAACGCUUGGCAGAUGUUCGUCGUCAAGAUAAUCUAAAGAAGGAUGUUAUAAAAACUACAAAUGAUUUCAAUGAAUUAAAUAUUGCAAUAAAUGAACAGGUUACAAACCUUGAUCAAAACUGGCGACAACAAUGUACAACCGAUGACAAGCAUGACAAGAAAUAUUUAAGAACAGAUAAACACCGUGAAAAUGUUAGAGAUAAUCGGAAAAAAUAUCAAGAUAGGAGUGAAGGGUCCGAUACUCAAAAGAAUAGAGACGUGAAACCAAAAGAUGCAAUUAAGAGUAAACGUGAAAUAAAACCAGAUCGUCAAACUUAUAAAAAUACACAUAACCAGAGCGAUCAUGCUAUUCAAUCUUCGAACAUGUAUUCUGGACUAGAUGAAGUAUCAGAUUGAUUUUCUUGUAAUAAUGGAUACGGAAUGAGGAGACAUUUGAUUACUACGUGCUUGUAUUUUAAAAGAUAUUGUUAACAUGAAUAAUAAUAAUAAAAUACUAAGAAAUGUC